AUGGAGGGGCGCCAGAGCUCUGCCCGCUUCUUGGUGCUGCUGCUGCUGCUGUUCCUGGGGCCAGCCUGGCAAGCUGCCGCCCAGCGCUGCCCACAGGCCUGCAUCUGUGACAACUCCAAGCGGUAUGUGGCCUGCCGCCACCAGAACCUCACGGAGGUGCCAGAUGCCAUUUCUGAGCUGACCCAGCGGCUGGAUCUCCAGGGCAACGUGCUGCGGGCCAUCCCGCCGGCCGCCUUCCAGGCCCUGCCCUACCUGACGCAUCUGGACCUGCGGCACUGCCAGGUGGAGCGAGUGGCCGAGGGCGCCUUCCGGGGCCUGGGCCGGCUGCUCCUGCUGAACCUGGCGGCCAACCGGCUCCGCGCGCUGCCCCAGGAGGCGCUGGACGGGCUGGGCGCCCUGCGGCGGCUGGAGCUGGAGGGCAACGCGCUGGAGGAGCUGCGGCCGGGGGCGUUCGGGGCCCUGGGCGCGCUGGUCACGCUGAACCUGGCCCGCAACGCCCUGGUCUACCUGCCGCCGCUGGCCUUCCAGGGGCUGCUGCGCGCGCGCUGGCUACGGCUGGAGCGCAACGCGCUCAGCGUGCUGGCGCCCGAGGCCCUGGCCGGCCUGCCCGCCCUGCGCCGCCUCAGCCUCCAGCACAACGAGCUGCAGGCCCUGCCCGGGCUGGCCGUGUCGCAGGCCCGCGGCCUGGCCCUCCUGGAGCUGGGCCACAACCCGUUCACCGCGGCGGGCGAGGAGGACGGGCUGGCGCUGCCCGGCCUGCGGGAGCUGGCGCUGGACCACGGCGCCCUGCAGGCCCUGGGCCCGCGGGCCUUCGCGCGCUGCCCGCGCCUGCAGCGCGUGGACCUGCGGGGCAACCAGCUGGCCACGCUGCCGCCGCUGCAGGGCCCGCGCGCGCUGCGGCGCCUCCGGCUGCUCGGGAACCCGCUGUGGUGCGGCUGCGGGGCGCGGCCGUUCGCGCGCUGGCUGGCGCGGACGCGCGUGCGCUCGGACGGCGCCGCGUGUGCGGGGCCGCGGCGCCUGCGGGGCGAGGCCCUGGACGCCCUGCGGCCCUCGGACCUGCGCUGCCCGGGCGACGCGGGGGAGGGGGAGGAGGAGGAGGAGCAGCAGCAGCAACGGGCCUCGCCGCGGCCCCGCGGGCCCGCCGAGACGGACGGCGCGGCCCGGCCCUGCCCGAGCGCCUGCGCCUGCUCCCGCGACGCCCCGCACGGCAGCUGCGACGGCCGCGGGCUGCGCGCCGUGCCCCGCGGCUUCCCCGACGACACGGAGCUCCUGGACCUGCGGCGGAACCACUUCCCCGCCGUGCCCCGCGCCGCCUUCGCCGGCCUGGGCCGCCUGGUGUCACUGCACCUGCAGCACUGCGCCAUCGCCGAGCUGCGCGCGGGCGCCCUGGCCGGCCUGGGCCGCCUCCUCUACCUCUACCUGUCGGACAACCGGCUCGCGGGCCUGAGCGCCGCCGCCCUCGCCGGGGCGCCCCGCCUGGCCUACCUGCACCUGGAGCGCAACCGCCUCCUGCAGGUGCCCGCGGCCGCCCUGCGCGCGCUGCCCGGCCUCAUCUCCCUGCACCUGCAGGACAACGCCGUGGCGCGCCUGGAGCCGGGGGACCUGGCGGGCGCCCCGGCCUUGCGCUGGCUCUACCUGAGCGGCAACCGCCUGGCGCGCCUGCCCCCCGGGGCGCUGGGCCCCGCGCCCGAGCUGGAGACGCUGCACCUGGACCGGAACCGGCUGCGGGAGCUGCCGCCCGGGGCCUGGGAGGGGCUGCCCGCGCUGCUGGAGCUGCAGCUGUCGGGGAACCCGCUCGGCGCCCUGCCCGCCGCCGCCUUCCGGCCCCUGGGCCAGUCGCUGCAGCGCCUCUUCCUCAACAGCAGCGGCCUGGAGCAGGUGGCCCCCGAGGCCUUCUCGGGGCUGGGGCCGCGGCUGCAGAGCCUGCACCUGCAGGAGAACCGGCUGCGGGUCUUGCCCGCCCUGCGGGCUCUCGGCCAGCUGGGGCUCCUCGACCUCAGCGGCAACCCGUUCCACUGUGACUGCCAGCUGCUCCCGCUGCACCGGUGGCUCGCGGGGCUGAACCUAGAGGUGGGCGCCACCUGUGCGGCCCCAUCGCGAGCCCGUGGCCAGAGGGUGGCCGCCGCAGCUGCUGUCUUCGAAGCCUGCCCAGGCUGGGCUGCCCACGAGGAGGGAAGACGGCAGGGAGUGGACCAGGCUGGCCACGGGGGCACCCGGCGAGUUUGA
Sorex fumeus (smoky shrew) is the source of this 2226-nucleotide messenger RNA. It is a transcript of the gene CHADL, whose product is annotated as chondroadherin like. NCBI's taxonomy places the organism in Eukaryota, Metazoa, Chordata, Mammalia, Eulipotyphla, Soricidae. Gene Ontology annotation, cellular component: plasma membrane. The transcript has 6 exons. The coding region runs from base 1 to 2226 and encodes 741 amino acids. Gene Ontology annotation, molecular function: protein binding. The record is from RefSeq and is a predicted model, not a curated record.